Molecule: messenger RNA, 918 nt
Organism: Kwoniella shivajii
Lineage: Eukaryota; Fungi; Basidiomycota; Tremellomycetes; Tremellales; Cryptococcaceae
Exons: 2
Coding region: 1-918 (305 amino acids)
Source: RefSeq, a predicted model, not a curated record
AUGGACGAAGACGUACGGACGUCACUAUACCGACAAGAUGAUACCCGUCAGUUCCUCGCCUAUUCAACCCAAAUGCGUGCUAACAAACCUCCACCAGCGCUAAACAACGAUCCCCCCAAGCAAGCACCAUCAUCCAGCGCAUCUUCAACUGAAGUACACGAUGAGCUUGCCCCUCUGCCUGUCGCACCACGCAGAGUGUCUCUUCCCCCUCGCAUGCACCUCCAUUCAAGCUCCACAUCCCCCGGGAUACAAAGUCUCAGUGAACUAAUGUCCAGCCCUCCCAUACCCGAGGAUUAUGAGAAUGAUCGUUCUUACUUCCCUCCCUUUCCCUCCAGUCAAUCCCCUCUUGUUCCGUCGACCCCCCAAACUCCUGACAUCUUUGUACCUCCAAAAGCAGCUUCAGACUCUGGAAUUUUCGCAAUAGCCCGUCGAUCUAGCACAAAUAGAAGCCCGCGCAUCAGAAAUACCGGGGGAAUCCUUGCUCCGCACGGCUCUUUCACUUCCUCCCGCCCCCGAUCGUCAACGACGAGCUCUCGAUCUUCUGUCGCCUCAUCUCCCUCUGGCCGAACGCCGAGGAUACCAUCAAGUCAUCUGCAAGAUCAACCCGAAGAAAUGGAUCCCUGCGAAAGAGAACGACUAUUCAAAGCCGCAGCCAAGGGAGAUCAGUUAGCGAUGCAUCAAUUAGGUUACCGUCCUCCAAAGCUGAACCAUCGACAUACUUUGGGAUCAAGUGGGGAUAUAUGGGGAGUCUCUGAAUCUACAGCGCCAACAUCUCGCAAAAUUCCCGCCAACAACUCGCCGAAUACCCCUACAACGUCACAGUCUCAAUCGGAUCUAUUCUCUGAAGCGGCGCACCUGGCUUCUCAAUCCAGUGCUACGCCGUACACGUCAUCACGCUCUCGGCAAUCAUCUACAUAA